CCAGGCGAUGGGAGGGGUGGGGGUGGAGAUUGAGCGCGACCUCGGGAUCCGGAGGCCUUUUCCCAGCAGGAGGAUGGCUCAGGAGGAGGGCGGAAGCCUGUCCCAGGUGCGGGCGCGGGUCGGGACCUCGCACGGCAUCACCGACCUGGCCCAGAAGCUGCGCUUCUAUGACCGCUGGGCUGCGGACUAUGACCAGGAUGUGGCUGCCCUGCAGUACCGUGCCCCCAGCCUUGCAGUGGACUGCCUCACCCAAGCCCUUCCAGGCCCACCCCAAGCCGCCCUGAUCCUGGAUGUGGCCUGUGGCACCGGACUGGUGGCUGCCGAGCUGCAGGCCCGAGGCUUCCUCCAGCUGCAUGGAGUGGAUGGGAGCUCAGGGAUGCUGGAACAGGCCCGGGCCCGCGGCCUCUACCAGCGCCUCAGCCUCUGCACCCUGGGCCAGGAGCCUCUGCCCAGCCCUGAAGGGACCUAUGACGCAGUGCUGAUGGUGGGCGCCCUCAGUGACGGCCAGGUGCCCUGCAGUGCGAUACCCGAGCUCCUCCGAGUUACCAAGCCAGGUGGGCUGGUGUGUCUGACCACCAGGACCAACCCCUCCAACCUGCAAUACAAGGAGGCCCUGGAGGCCGCCCUGGACGAGCUGGAGCAGGCCAGGGGGUGGGAACGCCUGAUGGCCUGGCCGUGGACCGGUGGGAACUGGCUACCUCUGAGCUCGAGGCAGGGCCUGGCACUUCUGACAGUGGUGGCUUCAUCUCCGGCAUUGUCUAUCUCUACCGGAAGCGGCAGGUGGCCCCGGUGGAGGCAGUAAGGCCCAGUGCUCAGCCCCUCACUGGCCUCUGACCUUCCAGGUGACUCCAUCCAGGCCUGUCCUCGCGCCUUCUGUACUUCAUCUGUAAAAUGGGGCCCCUGCACCAACCCAGCUUCUCAGGAAAGCUCUGCCUAUUAAAUGAGUCCCAGAGGGGCAACAGGA
This is a messenger RNA of Myotis davidii, 964 nucleotides long. RefSeq names its product Williams Beuren syndrome chromosome region 27 (gene METTL27). The record is from RefSeq and is a predicted model, not a curated record. NCBI's taxonomy places the organism in Eukaryota, Metazoa, Chordata, Mammalia, Chiroptera, Vespertilionidae.